Molecule: messenger RNA, 1573 nt
Organism: Malaya genurostris
Lineage: Eukaryota; Metazoa; Arthropoda; Insecta; Diptera; Culicidae
Product: caspase Dronc-like
Exons: 4
Coding region: 92-1444 (450 amino acids)
Biological process (GO): apoptotic process; proteolysis
Cellular component (GO): cytoplasm
Source: RefSeq, a predicted model, not a curated record
UCGGUGUGGGUUACAGAGACGUCAAAUGGCCUCAUAGUCGGGGAGUUGUUAGUAAAUUGAAUUGCUGUCUUGUGAUUCUAAUAGCGUUAAAAUGAAUCAAAUCGAACGGCAAAUCAUCCUUCGCCAGAUGGAUCAAUUAAUUCAGAAGACCAAUUAUCAUGGCUUACUGAUAGAAUGCUUUAAUCGACGGAUGUUGUCAGAAGUAAUGAUAAAUAUCAUAGAGGAUCGAUACCAAAAUGAAGCAACAAAACACAAAAAGUUGUUUGAAAAAAUAACUAAGCGAGGACCAACUGCAUACCAAACAUUGUUAGACAUUUGUCAGAAAGAUUUUCCAGCUGCAUAUGCGUUACUGAAGCCUGUAAAUAUUACAAACACUUUCGCAAAUUCGAGUAAUAGCAAUGGUCAAGAAAAGUAUCACUCAACAUAUAAUCCAAACCGACAGCGCUCGGUAAGUGCAAAUCUAGGAGAUUCCAAUCGGUCGGUGGAAUUUCAUCGUAAAUUUCGAAAUCUUUCAAUUGGAUCCCGUUCGGUAUCCGAGGAAGAUGAUCUAAAAAAUAAUAACAGUUUGAGAGAAACAACGGAUAAAGGAUCUAAAUACUUGUUGGAAUUAUUCGAGGAAAAAGUUCCGGACCUGUAUAAAGUUGAACUUACGACCAGACACCAACGACAUCGUUUGCUGCAGGUUUAUGAAAUGAGAAGCCGCAAUAGAGGUGUUGUUUUUAUACUAAACAUUAUUAAUUACAUUAAUGAUACACAUCCGGUGCGGAAUGGAGCUCGAACUGAUAAAAACAAUUUGAUUUCAUUGUUUCGACAACUUGGUUUUAAAGUUUUCUAUUACGAGGAUCUCACCAGCGCGGAUUUUAUUAAAUUAGUUGAACAGUUGAAAGUCUCCGAACACCUUUCGACCGAAUGCUUCGCGUUCUAUGCUUUGGCCCAUGGAAACCACACUAAUGGCCAAGACAGAAUUUAUCUUCAUGAUAAUUCAGUAUUGUUUGUCGAGGAAAUUUUAGUUAAAUUCAACAAUGCGAACUGUCGCAAACUGAUCGGAAAACCGAAACUAUUUUUCUUUUCAAUCUGCAGAGGAGACAAAGCGGAUUACGGGACGCUGCGUCCAUCCGAAGAUACGGAACGUGAUGGUAUGAUAAACCCAAUGAAUCCACCGACUAACAUGCCAACCUUCGCCGACAUGUUUAUCUGUUUCUCGACUGUGCCGGGAUUUGCUGCUCAUCGCGAUCUGCGUAAUGGUUCCUGGUUCGUCGAGAGCAUGUGUGAGGUCUGGGCCAAACACGCACACGAUACAGAUGUGGAGCAGUUGAUGAAACUGGUUGGCAAACACACCAGUAUGUACCGAACUGUGCAGAACAAUGCACUUCAAACAUUGGCCAGUGAACAACGUGGAUUCUUUGAUAUACUCUACCUGAAUCCGGGGUAUAACGCGGAUUAAACUCUAGAAAUUUUGCUUAUUUGCCAGACACUGCAAUUCACUUUCAGAUUUAAGCUAACCGUGAUGAUUUUGUAUUCAUAAUUUAUGAGUAUUAUUGUAAUGAUAAUUAGUAAUUAUUGUAAUGAAAAA